UGCUGGCUGCUGAUUGGUCACGUAGGAGGAAGAUGCGACUGCAAUGAAGAAUAGACUGGGGACUUUUCAAAGCGUCCUACUGAUGUGAUUAAUAUCGUUGAAUGAUUUCCAUGCAUUGGCUUGUCGCGUUAUGUAAUUUAAGGCCUUUGGAUUAUUAGCUAGGCCUACUGGAAGCGGGUCGGUUUCCGUAUUUCUGUUUAGUUUUGUUGGAUCGUUUGAUGUGAUGUCGGGCCCGUCGCGCUGCUUUGUAGCUGAAGUCACUCCCUAGAAAUGUAGCUUGUGGUUACAACACUAGCUAUCACUGAAGCUGCUCUUCUUGUAGGUGUUGCUGUGCGAACGAUGCACGAGCGAUGUCUGAUGUUGAGGCCACGUACGCAGACUUCAUCGCCUCCGGCAGGACGGGACGCAGGAACGCCAUGCACGACAUCCUGCAGAGUCCCGCCGACCCCGAGGGACGAGGACUGCCCCUCACCCUGUCUCUGUCCCAGCUGCACAUCAACGCAGGAGGGGGAGAUGGAGAUGACACUGAUGACAGCCAGAGCUCUUCCUCCGCGGGCCACAGGGAGGUGGAGCAAAGGAACAGCUAACCUGCCACACACUCCUGCCACUGGACAGAGAGCUGCAAAAUGGAAUCCAGCCGUCAUUGGGAUGAAGCCUUUGGUACAAAGUGGGCUGGUAGCCGGAGGGUAGCACCAACACUGCUGAGGUGCCUAUAAGCAGGGCACUGACCCCCCAUAAAUCCACUGUAGAGACGCUGUGAUCACCAAGCGCUCUCAUGUCCCUGUGGCUCUGGUGUGCACUAGAAUAACAGACUGUUGGCAAGGGUGUAUUUCAGAGUUGGAGUAAACAGAGAGACAAAUCUGUAGCUCAUGUACAGCUGAUUUUACUUCCAGUCUUAGUUUUAAACACAAAGGCUGAAUGAUUGGAAUGAAAAGAGAAAGCUCCUAUGUGAGUCUAUGUGAAUCCUGUAGUGCAGGCAAUUUGUAAGACCACUAAGACGUGCUGAUGUAAUGCAGUGGGACUAGCAUGUUCGUAGUGAUGCUGAUAGAGAUUACAUUGCCUGUUAAUGGCUUGUGCUUCCUUUAAUUUGAAUCUACUGUAGAGGGAAUUGGACUACUCAGCUGUACUGGAAACUGGAAAACACCACGAACAAAAACACUGGGGCUUGGUUACUUUAUUUGUUGAAGGUGUGUUCACUGAUUCUGUUUUGUAUGCUAGACAACACCCAAUCAUAUGUGAAACUGGCCUGUACUGUAGAAAGCAGCUGACUUACAAUACAUGAUAAUACAUUUACAAUGAGUUUGGAUGACAUAUUUCAAUGGCUCAGUGGUUAACAAAGAUGAUGAUAGUGUACUAUCUUUUAAAAUGUAGAUCUUAUUUUUUUUUUUUUUUACUUUUCUACUCAUGCCAUUAUAAUCACAACCAUAAAAGAGUAUAUUGAAAUUUUGGGAAUUAUGCUAAUUCGCUUUCUUGCCGAGAGUUAGAUGAGAAGAUUAAUGCCAAUGUUAUGUACUGUAUGUACGCUAAAUAUGUAGCUUGAGUCAGCAGCAAGGUUAGCUUAUCUUAACAUAACAUUCGAAAACAGCUAGCCUGGCUCUGUCUGAAGGAAACAGAAUUCACCUACCAGCCCAUUUCUAAAGCUCAUUAAUUAACACCAUAUGUCCUGUUUGUUUAAUUCGUACAAAAACUCAUAUUAUGCCAAACUAGUUAUUGGCUGGGAUCAGUUGCUAGGCAACCAGCGGAGACUCCGGGAAGUUAGUGGUCGUUUUUACACUGAAGUUUUUGUAUGGAUUAAACAAAUGAGAUACAGUAUAACGUGUUAAUUAGUGAGCUUUGUCACUACCCAAUCCGUACUGGAAACCUGAUUUGGUUUUAACCUAUUCCCUGGCCAAUGGGUUAUCCUGACCCUAAUCAUUCAGUGGUAAUGCCUAACCUUAUUGCACAGCUUUGUUGAAUACUGGAUUGUGAUUGGUCAGUCGCAGCAUUUUUUGGUCGGUUAUUUCUGAAUUAGUCUCGCUUUGCUAGACCUUCCUUCACAGCGCUGUGGAGGAGGGUCUGGCUAGUCCACCCAGCAUUCCGGGAUGGGAGAAAAACGCUCUGGUUUAUUGGCAUUUCUUCAAA
This is a messenger RNA of Perca fluviatilis (European perch), 2121 nucleotides long. RefSeq names its product cAMP-dependent protein kinase inhibitor alpha (gene pkia). Bases 351 to 587 code for a protein of 78 amino acids. Gene Ontology annotation, cellular component: nucleus; cytoplasm. The transcript has 3 exons. The record is from RefSeq and is a predicted model, not a curated record. Gene Ontology annotation, biological process: negative regulation of cAMP-dependent protein kinase activity. NCBI's taxonomy places the organism in Eukaryota, Metazoa, Chordata, Actinopteri, Perciformes, Percidae. Gene Ontology annotation, molecular function: cAMP-dependent protein kinase inhibitor activity.